GGGCCAUGUGGCGGGAAUGGUCAUACGGGUCUCUUUGUGUUGAGCCCACGUGAAGUGCUUAUUCACAGUGCGUGUGGCUGGCGGUCAUAGUGCGCGCUUCUACCCAGCAUUCUUUCUCUCUUGCUCUCUGCGUCUCUUAUACAAGCUACAAUGGGUCGUCCUAAGGGUGCCGCUGGUUCUCCACGCAAGAAGGCCAAGGAUGCCAACAAGCCAAAGCGAUCAACCUCGGCUUAUUUCUUCUACCUGGCUCACUGCAGAGAGCAGGCCAGUAAGGCCGGGCGCUCUAUCUCCAAGAUUGCAGAAUUCACAAAGGAGUGCUCUGCCAAGUGGAGGGAGAUGCCUGCUUCCCAGAAAAAGCAGUUUGAGGACAGUGCAGCCAAAGACAAAGAGAGAUAUGACAAGGAGAUGGCAAUGUACAAAGGAAAGAAGUCUGACCCCAACAAACCCAAGAGACCGAUGACCGCAUACUUCAUCUUUCUGGGAGAUUUCCGCACAAAAAUGAAGAAUCGUGGUGUUGACCACAAAGAAAUUCUCAGACUAGCUGGAGAGGAGUGGCGUAAUAUGAGUGCAGAGCAGAAGAAACCCUAUGAGAAGCGAAGUGUUGAUGCUGGCAAGAAGUAUGAGUCAGAAAUGGCAGAGUACAGAAAGACUCAGGGUGCUGGUGGUACUAAGCGAGGGGCUGCACUGGGAGAUGAUUUGGAUGAUGAAGAGAACGGGGAUGAAGACGACGAGGAGGAAGAUGAGGAUGAUGAAGAUGAUGAUGACAAGUAAAAUAAUCUAGUGAUGAGAGACAUCUUUCUUUGCAGCUGUGGUCGGCUAUAAUAGACAUAAGUGACAGUUGCAGAACUUGAAUACCCACACACUACCCCAUGUUUUCUCUCUAAAAAAAAAAGGAAAAAAGACAACUCUUCUGUCUCCUGACUGGUCCAGUCAUUUCUCAGUGUAGUUAUCAUUUCUUUCAUCACCUUACACUCCUCUGACAGCUCUGUGCUCAUCAAAAUUUGAACAAAGACAGCAGAGUGCAGUGGGGUCACAAAGGAGCAAUCUCUUUAUAAGAAAUAAAAGUACACAAAACUUGAAGCUGCCUUUUUGUUGUCAGUAGAUAAAAAUCUGAAAGGUUCCUAAUUUUUGUGUAUAUGCAAACCUUUUGGCUGCUUCCACCAUCACAUGGGUUUGGUUGUACAGGUUUUGGGUGCAGCAAAUUAGCUUUAAAGAUUUUUCAUAUUAGUUCAUCUGUCACAUCAUGCCAACCAGUUUAUUUUUACAUAAUUUCUCACCAGCAUUAUCAUGUCUAUAUGAUAUCAUUUUUUUGUUAAAGAAUUUCAGACAGGCUGUGGUAUUGGGGAACAAAAUUAGUAUGGGUGGGGAAAGGGUUUUUUCUUUUCUGCUACUACCCCCUUUGAAAUAAAACAAAAAGACAAACCCCAACAGCAGAAUACUCAGGGAUCUGUCCUGUUGUAUCCGUCUCAUUGUCUGUUGUGGAUGCUUGGCAAGCUUUCAUACGUGUGUUGUAGGAAGCGGGGUUGCUGUUACAUUUGAAAGUUGGUAUACAUUUGGAAGUGAAAGACUAGAGCGCACAGUAAAAUUCUCUUAAUAGUUGAAUACUUUAGUAGAACAAGUCCGGCCUAUGCAUCAGAUCACAGCCUGGCAUUGCAUGGUAGCUAUUGUUCAUGCUGACCCCCAUAAUUACAGGUCAUCAUGUUUUCUUCACAUUGUUUUCCAACUUGUUUUAGAUUGGUCAUUUUAGAGUGUGUAGCAUAGGUGUACCAGUAUCACAACUUCGUUUUAUUCCGCCUGUGUUCAUAUUUUUACAUUGUCAUUCUUUGUGUUCAAUAAAAAGUAAUGUUGGAAAAAA
Molecule: messenger RNA, 1855 nt
Organism: Pomacea canaliculata
Lineage: Eukaryota; Metazoa; Mollusca; Gastropoda; Architaenioglossa; Ampullariidae
Product: high mobility group protein B2-like
Exons: 6
Coding region: 151-771 (206 amino acids)
Biological process (GO): regulation of transcription by RNA polymerase II
Molecular function (GO): DNA binding, bending
Source: RefSeq, a predicted model, not a curated record